AUGGCCAGAUUGAACGGUUGCUAUCACUACCACGUGCGGAACCAGCAGUACCACUGCCACGACAUUGUCUUCAUCCUCGACGAUGACCUCUCAGACAACCACAGACACGUCCUUGACAACGUCGUCACCGACGUCAACCUCCUCGGUCUCCUCGUCAUCUUCGUCCUCCUCCUCGACGACCUCCCCAACGACAUCGACCUCAACAACCUCAACAACAAGAAGCAUCCCAACGUUCCCAGUCAAUACCCUAGUUCCCGCUCCCCUCGCACCAGCACGGCGAACGAUCACCAUGAUGUCAAAGUUUCUCUGCAUUUGCAGUAUCCUGGUGCCGGGAGCGCUGGACGAGAGCCUCCUCAACUCUACGAGUUCGAGUUCAUCUUCGACCAUCUCCUCUACUUCGACCACGUCUUCUCUUUCGUUGAGUUCGGAUACGUCGGGUACUGGCACCAUAAUCUCAAGCACUUCUCCAUCAUCGUCGGCGUCAUCUUCAACAUCGUCCCAAGGAUCAUCAAGCAGUAUCAUGACUUUGAGCUCUUCUACCUCGACUACACCAACGUCAAGCGUUCCCAGCAGCGGACCUUCCCUCACAAGUCUACCGCUUUCCCCGACAUCUGGCACUUCGUUCCCCGCUUCAACCCCUUCUGA
This is a messenger RNA of Colletotrichum acutatum, 645 nucleotides long. RefSeq lists its product as uncharacterized. Lineage: Eukaryota; Fungi; Ascomycota; Sordariomycetes; Glomerellales; Glomerellaceae. The record is from RefSeq and is a predicted model, not a curated record. Bases 1 to 645 code for a protein of 214 amino acids. The transcript is spliced from 6 exons.